This is a messenger RNA of Diachasma alloeum, 2938 nucleotides long. Its product is annotated as sphingomyelin phosphodiesterase 4. Gene Ontology annotation, molecular function: sphingomyelin phosphodiesterase D activity. Lineage: Eukaryota; Metazoa; Arthropoda; Insecta; Hymenoptera; Braconidae. Bases 165 to 2537 code for a protein of 790 amino acids. Gene Ontology annotation, biological process: sphingomyelin catabolic process; glycerophospholipid catabolic process; ceramide biosynthetic process. The transcript has 5 exons. The record is from RefSeq and is a predicted model, not a curated record.
CCCCUCACCCAAUUCCCAGUUGCCCAGUUGCCCAUGGUCUCGUUAGGUUAUGUCCACCAUCAAAACGUUUUCGCAUUGUAAAAAUGUAACACCGGUUCGCCCCCAUAGCCCCGCAGAAGUGAAUAUCAGAAAUCAUCCCCAAGUGCAUAAGAACCCUCAGCAAAAUGCCAGCACCAACGGACGUGGCCACGGUCCGAAUGCGCGCAUACCUGAACCUGCCUCUCCCCGAGAGAUGCCGAGAACUGGCAGUUCUGAUCGACGAGUCCAGCACAACAGAACUCCAAAAUGUCUUUCCACUCCUCAUCGACUCGAUCUUCGGUGUGACUAACAACGUGGGCUGGGGACUGCACAGUAUAAACCUCCGAAGGCAUCCCCAGGAGUACGAGAUCCUGAGUAAUUUCCUGGGGCCCCAGGGCCCCAUAUUCUCCCUCUGCUACAAACUCCUCCCAGACUGCUACUUGAAAUACGAUUUCCCAGUGUCUUAUUUGCCACCGAAGAUCCAGGUGAUGCUGGAGGAGGGAAUAAUCCCCCCUUUCUACUCGGACAAGCUGAAGAAUGACCACAGCAGUAGAAUGCCCUCAGCCCUCUCCAUGAAUCCCUUCGAGUACUACAUCUUCCACUUCGCCUAUCACCUGACGAACCCGUGGCUCCAGCUCCAGCAGCAGGAGAACGUCUGGAUCAACUGGGAGACGGUUUACGUGCAGCUUGCGCACUCCUAUCUGUACCAUUUUCUGCCCAGGGACAACUCCCCGGUCCUGCCCAUCAUCGGGGCUUACGUCAAGAAGAUACCGUCGAGGAAGAUUGUCCAGUUGCCGGAGGCCAAGAGGGUCCAGACACCCAGGCUGCUCAGGUCCAUGGUGCUGUCCCCCAGUGCUCCAACGAGCCCGGGACAGGGCGGCGGACCUCAUCAGCAGUGCCUACCUCAGGUGUGGCGUAGCGAGACAGUCGUUCAAGUAUUCCUGGACUUCUGGCUGGAAUACACCGAGGAGGAGAAGAUUCCCUCCCAGCCCCUGAACUCCACCCUGGCCUCCUCCCUCCCGCGUCGCCACUCGAUCCACUCCGGCGAGCACAUCCGCCUGGUCCGGGCCUUUAUCAAGACCCUCCACGAGUUCGCGAACAGUGCGAGUGGCGACAGAUCCGCAAUGGACGAGCUCAAGCGCAUCAUCCUGCCCUCGGUUCAAGGAAAAAUCUACACAUUCCUUCGCAAGGCAAUUCACCACUGGCCCCUGGACAGCUCCUUCCGGCUGAUCCUGGAGGCCUGGCUGAGCUUCAUUCAGCCCUGGAGGUACGUCCCGGAGUUGUCCUACAGCCAGCAAGGGAAACCGCCAGAGGAGGACCGCGGGAAAAUCCACGAUCCUGAGCGCUGGAUGUCCUUUGUGGCGAAUAACCUCUUGGCCUACACGAGUAUCUUCCAACAGCUCCUCCCCAGGUUCAUGAGAACUGAUCUGGUCGCCCCGAAGAACGCUUUAAUGCUCUUCAGGGUCACCAAAGUCUUCUCCCAACCGUACCUCCCCCAGAUGCUGGCAGAGGCUGAAUGCUACAUGGACGACUGUAAUCUCACUCGAAACAAGAUCUCCACGAAGCAGUGGAGUGCAGUCGCCAGACAGCAGAUCCUCGAGCUCGAGGGGCCCUCCUACCAGUACGUCCCCAUGUUCUCGGAGAACACUGUCUCCCAGAUCAUCUGGUUCCUUAGCAUCAUCAAGCAGGCGCAUCUCACUGCUACGAGCAUCGUCGAGGCUCUCGAGAAGAGGAACACCGAGAAGAAGUUCCUGAGGUCAUUGUGGGAAUUCUUCAGUGGAGAGGAACACUCCACUGAUGACAUUGGACUUGCCGAGAGGAAGCGGGUGCCCGGGUUCCUGGCGAUUGCGCAACAACAGAUCAUUGAGAUCUUUCAGAUUAAAGUGGAGGACAUUCCACAGGCGGCUAUUGUCGCUGAUCAGGAGUACCAUGACAGUAUCCUUUCGGAUUCUUUCUGUCAGUCUCAGUGUGAGGGGGCUUGUGUGGACGACAGCAGACCCGGGGUGUUUGUCCCUAUUCAGGAUGAGAGACAACAUUGCAGGUAUAUUGAGUACAUGGGGGAUCCUGAACUGCAACCCGUGAGGAGCAAUGAGUGUGGGGUGCUCGUCAGGUGGCUCUACAGAAUCUGCGAGAUGAUUAAUUCAAAGUACGAACGUCAGAUAGAGAUGUUUUACAAUCGGGAAGACUUCGUGGGACGUCUGACGAAAAAAGUGCUUCAGCCCCCGACAUCAGUGAGACAACUACCUAAACGCGUGAAUGGGGGCUUCACAGUUGGUUCAGAAAAAAAAAUUCCACCGAGACUGUCUCUGCGAGUGCUAGCUAGCUAUAACUUUAUGACAGCUAUUUUAAUCUGUGUUAUUCUGUUACGUCUCAUCGGUUAUGGCGUACCAGCCUCAUUAUUUAUUGUGAGUUGUACCUGGAUUUUUUACAUUGUCAUUGGGGCUAUUUUUGAGCCAUUGAUCACUAGGGCCAGUCCAAAUAGAUUUACAGCCAGUGCCACUGCUUUCUCCGGGAAUUAAUGGAGGAGUUUAGUGAGAAAGCGAUGAAAUAUAUCGCGACAGAGGGAAAAAACUAUUGAAUUAUCUUGAGAACAAGGAAUUUUAGGGGAAAAUGUGGAGAAAUUUCCCUCCAGGGAAUUUUCUCAGUAACAAAAAUUGUCUCCUGAUUUUUUUCUUCAAGAAUCACUGUUUUUUGGGGGAAUAAGCAAAGGUGGGAUGUGAUAAGUCAAUUUUUAAUCAUUAAUGAUUAAUUAUUUCAAAAGUAACGAGAAUUUCUUUUCACUUAAUUUCAAUUAUUGACAAUUAUAAUUGAUGGUAAUCAAUUAACUCACGUCAUUGUUACUAAUUCAUUAAUGACAGACACGAUAUUUUUACAAAAAUGUACAUUUGACAAUAAAAUUAUGUAUGUGACAACUCCUGAA